This is a messenger RNA of Baudoinia panamericana UAMH 10762, 3236 nucleotides long. RefSeq lists its product as uncharacterized. The record is from RefSeq and is a predicted model, not a curated record. NCBI's taxonomy places the organism in Eukaryota, Fungi, Ascomycota, Dothideomycetes, Mycosphaerellales, Teratosphaeriaceae. Bases 357 to 3065 code for a protein of 902 amino acids. The transcript has 3 exons.
GCUGUGAUGCAGAAGGAUUCGCUGACAGCAGUAGCGGUCCUGACUUAACCAUUGCAACCUAAGCAGCAAGAGUAAUAUGCUCUUCCCGCUGUGUGGCGCCACGCUGUGUAGACCACAGCAGGCGCAAGCAACUGGUAGCAAGGCAAGCAGCGCUCUCCUGUACCGACAGCUUCGACUCUUCUUCCUCGUAGACACUGGAUAAAGUGUCAUCAUCGCCCGCGUAAACAUUGCUUGGCCCAGCAUCAGUCACUGCGGAGCCAACAGCAUUACUUGAGACUACUAAUCUUUUUUCAUCUGUAGCACUGCGGGACCAACGUAACGCAAGCUUUCAUCAAGAAACCAAAGGCGGGGGCGUCAUGGCUGCAAUGAAGCCAUUUGACACACUUCGCAACUGGAUGACUGGUAGGCCACAGGAGCCGACUGGCGAUGAUCAACUGCCGAAUAUCGGGAUUGCCAGCCCAGUGGGACACCCUCGUCGACGUAGAAUCACCGGCAUUCGUGAGCACACUGACGAUAGCUCGGACUUGCCAAGCAGCCGUGAAGUACUCCAGCAUCUAGCCUUCAGUAAGGAUAACGGCGGAGUCCAACACCUUGGUGAAGACGCUCGCAGAUAUACCUCGUAUGCCACGACUCUUGGCAGUGACGAUCACCCACCCGGCCACCGAGAUACAUACGAGAGCAUUGAAGCGGAGCUUGAUGCUCUGAAGCUAGAAGUUCUCCAGCUCAAGACAGAGCGUGAUCACAGUGGCCAUUCUACGGCAGGCCAGCAAGUUGAUUCUGAGAACAUGCUGCCCGCCGUCCUUCUCGACACAGCCGUCACUGUCAAUGCCGUGCAUUCUGCCACCGGCAAGGCUUCACUUGCGUCAGCAGCUGAUAGGGAGGGCUCAGUCAUUGUGUCUUCACUUGAAGAGAGUGUGCCUCAACGAGCUGUCAUCGGGCCUGGAAGCUCUUCCUCGUCACCCACAGCGAAGUCACUCAAGUCGCCACCGCGCUUUGCUCAACCCACGGAGUCGUACAGUCGGCGUACCGGCGAGACCCGGCGCAAGGACUCCGUCGUCGGCUAUUCGAGUCCGGAGGCACUGUCAUCGCCAAUGAAGGCGCUGAUAAGUGGCAAGCCCGACAUCGCAUCCAGCAAGCGUGCUGCUCAACGUGAAGUGACCAAGCGUACACGGUUGCCUAUCGACUGGCAGGGAGAGCAGCCAAUCAAAAGUGGCAAGGCGAGUGCCGGUGAUGCCGCAGAAUUCAAGUAUAAGGAGGAGCUGAAGGGAGACCAGGCACUACGCAAGAAGAAAAGCUCAUACACGUCGCCGACAGAAGCGGCCACUCAACGGAUCUUUGCCACUCUGAAUGACGGAGGCACUCGUCGCAGCACAGGUUUUCAGUCCGGCAAGACGAAAGCAAACAUCCCGGUCACGAGCAGUGCGGUGCUACAGUUGUCCAAGACGUCCACGACCACUCCGACUGACCGAAUUGCGAACAGAGCCGUCAACAGAGAGGGUCCAGCAAUACCACGGUUGACUAAGAAGUCCGCAUACGGUCAUCGAGAAGGUCCAGCUUCGAGGGUAAUGAGUCCUGGGCUGGCCGUGGGCGCUACUAACGUGGCUUUUGGAGAGCCGUCACCGCAUGGCAGCUCGAGCAGAUUGCCACGCGCUCGUGUCGACACCACGAGAACGACCCUGAUGCGUCAUGGAGCAGCAGAUGCUGCCAGCAUGACAAUACCCCCGAUCGGUCAAUUACGUCGCACAUCGCGUGCUGAUAUCAUGCAGCCGAUCUACGAGAAGCUGGAGAGGCUCGGUCUGGCUCGCAACUGCCCAGAUGCCAGCAACCUGUCUGAAAGUGCUGUCCAGGCUCGGGAAGCCUCUGCUCAGGAGGAAGAGGCUCGCAAGCUAUCAGCUGCACUCGAAAACGUCACACGUCUUGCUCGGCAGGGUAUCGCAGGUAAGCAGGUGAUCGUGCCUUCCCGCAUGCAGGUUCCGGAGCGCGAAUUCAGCGCUACGUCUUCGAAGCUGGAGCUGGACCCGGGUCCUACCAAGUCUGGUGCUGCUCCCGGCCCGUUGGGUGUGGAGCAGGCGGCUUCCAGCGAUCCGUUUCAGCGCUCCACAUCACUCACAUUGCAGCCGCAAAGCGUCUCUAAAAUCCAGAUGGCUGCAAUCACCGAGACUGCACGCGAGACGUCAUCGGCAGCGUCGUCUCUCCGUGCAACAGCGAAGCCGUUUACUCCCAUAUGGACUCCCGAAACGCCCGCUCAGGAGUUCGGUCUGCUAUCCUGGCAAGGAUCACUUGGAGAGUACACACCCGAGGAGUGGUCUGCGCUGCCCAAGGACGUCCGGAACCACAUCGAAGGCCUGCGGAAGUUCAAAGCACAGAACACAGUCUCGCCGAGUUGCAAUCUGUCGCCGUCGAAGAGAGCUGAGCAGCGGUUCUGGGGUAGAGUCAUGGGUACCGCUGGGCUUAAAGGUUAUACAACAGCUUCGACCAUUGGUCUGCAGCAGCAUGGCUUAGCCACGCCGCUCAUGUCUGCGAACGGAGUACAGCCGGGCCAGAAGCUGGUGCCACAGCUGUCUUCAGGUCAGGGAAACGCACAGCGGGUGCUCGAAGACCUUGACGGCCAGAAGAAACCAGUGAACUUCGGCGAGCGUGCGCCUCUGUCACCCGCCCUUACCAACCUCUUCACCGAGCCAUCACCAAUCAUCUCUCCAGCAUCCAACGAUACCUCGCCACCAGUCACUCCGCAAGACCACCUCGCAUGGACAAUUGGCCCCGGCUACGCUGGGCAUCGACGUGCUUAUGGCUGGCAAGGUGGCGACGGGAAGGAGAUCAGCUUUUCCGGCUAUGGUCCGCAGGCGGAGGCCAACCCUUACAGUCCGGUCAACAUGCUGUAUUACCCCUGUGGCGCCGUCCAUCGCAGCACUCAGCAAGGGAGGUACAAAGCAGACGCCUCACUACCUGCCAAAGUGUGGCCAAGGUCGAUGAAGCAGUGGGCAGAAUAUGCACAGCUCACGAAGGUGCCGUGUAGUCAAGUCAACGUCCUUGCGGGUCUUGACAACGAUCCACUUGCGACAUAGCACCGUCAAGUCUGCGCACUGACUGCCUCGGGAGCAGCUCCGCGGCCGAAGUCAUGCUGCUGGAUGCUUGUUGGAUGACACAGCAUGUGGUUGCUGGAAUGAGGCGUAGUUCGAGUAAGGGAGAGGAUGAGGUUCCAACUGUUGUCGUCGUUGAAGGCUCGCUAAUGCCGC